Molecule: messenger RNA, 2756 nt
Organism: Wasmannia auropunctata (little fire ant)
Lineage: Eukaryota; Metazoa; Arthropoda; Insecta; Hymenoptera; Formicidae
Product: PAX3- and PAX7-binding protein 1
Exons: 16
Coding region: 31-2502 (823 amino acids)
Biological process (GO): spliceosomal complex disassembly; mRNA splicing, via spliceosome
Cellular component (GO): nucleus; U2-type post-mRNA release spliceosomal complex
Molecular function (GO): DNA binding
Source: RefSeq, a predicted model, not a curated record
ACGUCCCUUUGGUCGUGGUGAGCGACGACAAUGUCAUUAUUCAACAAGCCGAAGCGGAACAUACGCCGACGUCCGUUCAACGAUGAAGACGAGGAUAAUGAGAACAGAAUGGAGGUGGAGGACGCGCAGCCGGUCAAAGUUAAAACGAAGAAGGAUAAGCCAAAGCAGACGCGCCUUAGCUUUGGCGAGGAGCUGGAGCAAGGGGACGACGGAGAAGUUUUUAUAGUCAAGAAAUCGUCGAGGAGCAAAAAGCUGAUGAAACAGCUAGAUCACGAGAGGAGGAAAAAGAAAGGUGAAGAGAAAAUGCAAGUGGACACUGAGCAAGCGAAUAAAUCCAUUAAGCAGGAAAAAGAUUUAGAAAUAAAGACAGAUGAUCUAGUAGUUAAAAUAAAAAAUACAGGACCCCUGAUUUUAAAUGGACGAGCUGCGUUGGCAGCAGGAAAAGAUGACUAUACAUCGGGUGAGGAGGAGGAUGAGCCCUGCAGUCACAAAUUUCGGAAAAAUACAGAUAAAGCUGAAACUGUGAAAAUACUUCUUGAGAGUGGAUGUAUACCAGACGCCGCUAUGAUUCAUGCAGCGAGAAAGCGCAGACAAAAAGCAAGAGAAUUGGGAACUGAUUACAUUCCUAUUGAGGAGCAGAGCGAUGACAAAGGCAAAUCAAGAUUAAUACGAGAGGAAGAUCAUGAUCGAAGUGACGAUGAUGAUUCUCAAGAUCGAUUAGAUAUGACUGUCAAUACUGAAGCACGUGAUAAAGAAAAGAGAAGAGAAGCAUUUCUUGCUUCUCAAGUUCCAUUAAAAUUUUCAGAUAAUGAAAGUGAACAUGAGAAUGAAGAAGAGGAGUGGGAAGCUCAACAAAUACGAAAAGGUGUAACCGGUGCUCAGAUUGCGGCAGCACAACAGGAUUCUAUGUUGCAACAACAAUACACAAUGGGUAUGAAUGUUAAUCAGAUGAUCGGGUCUGGUGUACCCUUGGAAAUGGUAUUAAUGCCUGCACCGCCACCACCACCGUCCAUUCAACCACCAGAUCCAACAAAAAUCGUACCUGUUACUCCACAAGAAGUCGUGAACAAGAUGCGCGCAAGGUUGGACAACUUGAAAGAGGUACAUAGACGACAUCAGCAAGAUCAGGAUCGUUUAGACAGAGAAUUAGAGCAAACCAUGAAAGAGUUGGACGAAAGUAAAGUUCGCACGCCGCAUUACGCACAACGCUUCAAAUAUUACCAAGAGUUGCGUGGGUAUGUCACUGACUUGGUAGAGUGUCUUGAUGAGAAGCUACCCUCGAUCGUCGAUUUGGAGCAACGCUGGUUAAAUCUGUAUGGCGAACGUUCGACCGAACUGAUGGAACGGAGACGGCAAGAUACGAGGGAUCAGGCGGAAGAAAUAACUACCGCGACAAGAGGUCAAGCCAUGAGAAGAGGACCGGAAGUAGAAGUACACGUACGACGAGCUACAGAGAGAGAAGGUAGAAGAGCCCGUCGCAGAAGAGCAAGAGAAUUAGCUUCAAAUAUGCCAAAACACAUUGAUGGCAUGUCUAGCGAUGAUGAAGUCACCGAGCAACAAAAUCUUGUAUUUAAGCAAGCGAAAGAUGAAAUCGAUAAUAAUUGUAAAGAUAUAUUUUCUGACGUUAGGGAGGAAUAUUGUACAUUACGCGAUAUUCUCUCCAAAUUCGAAUCUUGGAGAGAAACGGACAUGGACGCUUACACGGAAGCUUAUGUAUCAUUGUGUUUACCUAAAAUUAUUUCGCCCAUUAUCAGAUUACAACUAGUUACUUGGAAUCCAAUUAUGGAAAGCGCUGAUCUAGAGAGGACGAAAUGGUAUAAUACGUUGCUUCUGUACGCUUUAGACAGUCAAGAGACAGAGGAGUCGUUGAAACGAGAUCCAGAUGUUAGAUUAAUACCAUCCGCGAUUGAAAAAAUUGUGAUACCAAAAUUGACAUCUAUUAUCGAAAAAAUAUGGGAUCCAAUGUCAACAUCCCAGACGUUACGUCUCGUAGGGACUAUAAAUCGAUUGAUAAAGGAAUAUCCUAAUUUGAACGACACCAGUAAACAAUUGGAAACUCUAUUCAACGCUAUUUUAGAUAAAAUUAAGGCGGCUAUCGAAAAUGACGUUUUCAUACCUAUCUUUCCAAAACAAGUUUGGGACACAAAACACCAAUUCUUUCAAAGACAAUUUGCAAUGGCUGUCAAAUUAUUGCGCAAUUUAUUAAGUUGGCAAGGUCUCCUUGGGGAUGUACAGUUAAAAAAUUUAGCGCUAGGCUCGCUUUUGAAUCGUUAUUUACUUGCUGGAUUACGAGUUUCUUGCCCAACUGACGCUUUAUUCAAAGCAAACAUGAUUAUGAGCACGCUGCCAAGAGCAUGGCUGCAAGGAGAAACGAUCGAACAUCUCAAAAUGUUUGCCACACUUAUUCAACAACUUAGCGAGCAGUUGGAUCAGGCAAACCCUGCACACAAUGAAGCCUGGGAGUACGCCAAGUCCAUCCUGAAAAUAAUCAAGCCCUUAUAAUGUGUUGAUCAUUAUAUACAUGUGUCAGUAAUAUCAAAUUUCAUGCUUUUAGUACCAAUAUGCUUGUUGAUAGGUUUUAUACAUAUAACAUAUGAUAGAAUUCUGUACAUGAUGCAUCACAGUAAAUUGUCAAAUGUGUAAUAUAUAAAGGUACAAUUUUGUAUAGUAAUAAAUUAAAGAACCUGAGACAACACACAACACGAUAUACUUCCCGAUUGUACAUAAGUGAAAAAUAAAUCUGUAAAUAGUGUAUU